Molecule: messenger RNA, 788 nt
Organism: Malaclemys terrapin pileata
Lineage: Eukaryota; Metazoa; Chordata; Testudines; Emydidae
Product: SRRM2 protein homolog rsr-2-like
Exons: 3
Coding region: 30-788 (252 amino acids)
Source: RefSeq, a predicted model, not a curated record
CAAAAACUUUUGAAAAAAUUUCCAAGGGCAUGAUGGAGAGAGGCCACGAUAGGGACUCUGAGCAGUGCCGCGUGAAGGUCAAGGAGCUCAGACAAGCCUAUCAAAAAACAAAGGAGGCAAACGGUCGCUCCGGGUCAGAGCCGCGGACAUGCCGCUACUACGCCGAGCUGCAUGCAAUUCUAGGGGGGGCUGCCACCACUACCCCACCUUUGUUCGUGGAUUCUGGGUCGGGGAUAGUCUCGACGCCUGAGGAUUCUGCCGAUGGGGUAGAGGAGGAGGAGGAGGAUGAGCUUGCAGAGAGCACACAGCACUCCAUUCUCCCCAACAGCCAGGAUCUUUUUAUCACCCUGACUGAAGUACCCUCCCAAGCCUCCCAAGCCAGUACCCAAGACUCUGACCCCAUGGAAGGGACCUCAGCAGCUGCAAAUUCCUCAAGCCUCCCUCCUCCAUCCCGAAGGUUAUCACAGAUAAGGCGUCGUAAGAAGAAGACGCAGGAGGACAUGUUUUCUGAAAUUAUGCAAUCCAGCAGGAGUGACAGAGCUCAUCUGAAUGAGUGGAAGGAAACAGUUUCAAAGUAUAGGAAAGAAGUCAGUGAACGUGAGGAGAGGAGGGACCAACGUGAGGAGAGGAGGGACCAACGUGAGGAGAGGAGAGACGAUCGAGAUGAGAGAUGGCGGCAGGAAGACCAGAGGAUGAAGGAUGCAACGCUGGGGCUGCUCCGGCGUCUGGUGGAGGUUCAGGAACGGCUGCUGGAAAACAGACUACUGCUUCACUGGUGGUCUCACUGA